AUGAGCCACAGUGAGGGGGCUGCCGGAGCCCUAGCUGGCACUCCUGUGCCUCAGGAGUUGCUGGAAGAAAUGCUUUGGGCUUUUCGGGUAGAAGAUGCAUCUCCUUGGAAUUACGCCAUGCUCGUCCUGGCUUCCGUAGUGGUUGUCAUAAGCGCCGUCCUCCUGGGAAGGAGUAUCCAGGCAAACAGAAAUCAGAAGAUGCUGCCACCAGAAAAACAAACUCCAGCCGUCCUGUAUUUGACCGAGGCCAGCAACAAAGAUGACAACACAGUGAACACCCAAAGAGAAACUCUGCUCUCAGAAAACCCAAACUUGGCCCAAGUGGAAAUUGAAUUAAAAGAGAACGAUGUCCCUUCAGUUCUUUUUCCAGACCCAACAGAAUCUGAAAGCUAA
This is a messenger RNA of Chrysochloris asiatica (Cape golden mole), 393 nucleotides long. It is a transcript of the gene SLC51B, whose product is annotated as solute carrier family 51, beta subunit. The transcript is spliced from 3 exons. Gene Ontology annotation, cellular component: plasma membrane. Gene Ontology annotation, molecular function: transmembrane transporter activity; protein heterodimerization activity. NCBI's taxonomy places the organism in Eukaryota, Metazoa, Chordata, Mammalia, Afrosoricida, Chrysochloridae. Gene Ontology annotation, biological process: bile acid and bile salt transport. The record is from RefSeq and is a predicted model, not a curated record. Bases 1 to 393 code for a protein of 130 amino acids.